AUGGGAGGCUCCAAGAGAACACUAGCCGACAUACUAGACGCCGAUGAUAUCGACGACAUCCCUCUCCUUCGCAUCCGCCGUCCCCGUAUUGAUCCCGAUGCAUACCCUCCUUCGACCGAGCCCUUGAGCCAAGAUGAGAUCACCGCCCGUGUCAAUGAGUUCAAUGAACUUCGCCUUAACAGCCUGCCUCUCAAUCUCAUGACAGCCGAGUUCAAGCGCUACAUCUUUUGGCAUUCCAACUACCGCCUGGAACGAGCCAAACGCGAUGGCGCCACCCUCGCCGACAUCUCCAUUGGCCAAGAAUGCCUUCCAACAUGGCCUACCCAUACCUGGGAUCCGCGCGAGGAGUCUCUCCACCACAACAUCCAGUCCCGCCUCUUGACUCACGAAGCCUCCGGCCAUGCCAGCAAUCUCGUACGGCAAGACAUCAUCUGGAAGUCGAACAGGAAGCUCGAUGAAGCAAGAGCCUUGGGUCAGCAAUUGGAGGACAUUCGCAUCAGCGAGGGUCUGCUGCCUGUCUAG
This is a messenger RNA of Fusarium keratoplasticum, 522 nucleotides long. RefSeq lists its product as uncharacterized. The transcript is spliced from 2 exons. Lineage: Eukaryota; Fungi; Ascomycota; Sordariomycetes; Hypocreales; Nectriaceae. The coding region runs from base 1 to 522 and encodes 173 amino acids. The record is from RefSeq and is a predicted model, not a curated record.